Messenger RNA from Babesia bovis T2Bo, 702 nucleotides. Its product is annotated as Rieske-like [2Fe-2S] domain family protein. The record is from RefSeq and is a predicted model, not a curated record. Bases 40 to 492 code for a protein of 150 amino acids. Gene Ontology annotation, molecular function: 2 iron, 2 sulfur cluster binding. The transcript is spliced from 4 exons. NCBI's taxonomy places the organism in Eukaryota, Apicomplexa, Aconoidasida, Piroplasmida, Babesiidae.
UGGCAUUAAUAAAUUCUUGUCGUUCCAAAGAAUUUAUUAAUGCCGGAAUCUUUAGAUGAAUUGUAUAUACAAAAUUAUGUCGACGUUGGUUCGACAUUUGAGUUCCUAGGUCGUUCUAGGCGUGUGGUUGUCUCCGGUCGCAACGUUGCUAUAUUCCACCAUGGCGAUAAUUUCUUCGCAUUGGAUGCCAACUGUUUCCAUGCUGCCGGUCCCUUGGAGCAGCACGUGGGUGACAUUGAGGAAAUAAACGGGGAGCCUUGCAUCCGUUGUCCAUAUCACCAGAAGAUUAUAUCUAUAUCCACUGGUAAUUCCUUUUACGAGGCUGUUGAUAUCGAGCGCCUGGCUGAGGGUACUGUGAAAAUACGUUCUCUUGGCUUCCGAUCCCAGGGCGUUAAACAACGUUGUCACAAGACUAAAGUUGUAAAUGGGCGUUUAUUAGUUUAUAUAAACCAUGGACAUGAGUUGGAAUCUGACAAAUAUGCUCACAUGUGAAUCUACCGAGGAUAAGCUGUCUUAAUUGUCGUCUUUAAUUUCUGGAUUGUAUACCUCAUUCGUUUGAUCUGUUGAGUUCAAUGGAGCACUAUCGUCAGUUUGCAGAUUACUUGUUAAUAGAUUGACACUUGUAUCUUCUAUUUUAUCAUCGCCGGCAUCUGGUUUAGACUGUACAUCAAUGUUAGGGGUACCACUAGCUGCAUCAACAGU